Tachysurus vachellii is the source of this 2508-nucleotide messenger RNA. RefSeq names its product Usher syndrome 1C (gene ush1c). The record is from RefSeq and is a predicted model, not a curated record. Gene Ontology annotation, cellular component: cilium; photoreceptor inner segment; stereocilia ankle link complex. NCBI's taxonomy places the organism in Eukaryota, Metazoa, Chordata, Actinopteri, Siluriformes, Bagridae. The coding region runs from base 89 to 1843 and encodes 584 amino acids. Gene Ontology annotation, biological process: inner ear morphogenesis; inner ear auditory receptor cell differentiation; inner ear receptor cell stereocilium organization. The transcript is spliced from 21 exons. Gene Ontology annotation, molecular function: protein binding.
CACACACACACACACACACACACACGCACACACACACACACACACACACAAGCGCGCGCGCGGUAAAACAAAACGUUUUAUUUUUAACAUGGAGAGGAAAGUAGCUCGAGAAUUUCGCCAUAAGGUUGAGUUGCUGAUUGAUAAUGAGGCAGAAAAGGAUUACCUGUAUGAUGUUCUGCGCAUGUAUCAUAAGUCUAUGGAUCUGCCUGUCCUGGUGGGUGACUUGAAGCUGGUGAUUAAUGAUCCAAACCGUCUUCCUCUGUUUGAUGCGAUCCGGCCUCUAAUUCCUCUCAAACACCAGGUGGAGUAUGACAACCUUACCCCAAAGAGAUCCAGGAAGCUGAAGGAAGUGCGUUUGGAUCGCAAUCACCCUGAAGGCCUGGGCCUGAGUGUACGAGGUGGACUUGAGUUUGGCAGUGGGCUCUUCAUCUCACAGAUUGUAAAGGAUGGACAGGCUGGAAAUGUGGGCCUACAGGUGGGAGAUGAGAUUGUGCGCAUCAAUGGCUAUUCAAUUUCCUCAUGCAUCCAUGAAGAGAUUAUCAGCCUUAUCAAGACUAAGAAGACUGUUUCGCUUAAAGUCAGACAUGUGGGAAUGAUUCCAGUAAAGAGGUCCCCUGAUGAACCUCUGAAGUGGCAGUUUGUGGACCAGUUUGUGUCUGAAUCAGGAGAGAAGAAGAGCAGUGUUGCUGGCCUGGCCUCCUUUGGAGGUAAAGAGAUCACAGAGAAAAAAGUGUUCCUUAGCCUGGUUGGCACUAAAGGCAUGGGCAUCAGUAUCUCGAGUGGACCAACUCAAAAACCAGGGAUCUAUAUCAGCAAUGUAAAGCCUGGCUCUCUGUCUGCAGAAGUGGGCCUGCAGAUUGGGGACCAGAUUGUCGAGGUCAACGGCGUGGAGUUCUCUAAUGUGGACCACAAGGAGGCUGUUCGAGUGUUGAAGAGCAGUAGGAGUCUAACAAUUACGGUCCUCACUGGAGCUGGUAGAGAGUUGUUCAUGACAGAUGAGGAGAAACUGGCAGUAGAAGCUCGGCGAGAGAUUGAGCGGCAGGAGCUCAUGCAACAGAAGAAAGUGGCAGUGGAGACCAACAAAAUCAUUAAAGAGCAACAGGAAAAAGAGCGAAUGAGAAAGAUGGAGAUUGAACAGAAGGCUGCAGAGGAAGAGGAAAGAUACAGAAAGGAGAUGGAAAAGAUAGAGGCUGAAGAGAGAAAGCAGAAUAGGCAAUGGGAGGAAGACUGGGGUUCCAGAGAGAGGUCUAAAAGUCCAUCUCCUGUUCCUCCUUCACCUCCAUCGCGUUCUCCACCUCCAUCGAAACCUAGGAGCUCAGUUGCAGAAGCUGACAGUGAUGAAGAAGAAGAAAAAGAGGACAGAGAAGGCUUCCAGAAAUAUGUGGACGACUUCGAUCCCUAUUCAAUGUUUACCCCCGAGCAGAUAGAAGGAAAAGAUGUGCGGCUGCUGAGAAUUAAGAAGGAGGGCCCACUGGACCUCGUUGUGGAAGGGGGGAUAGACUCUCCACUGGGAAAACUUGUGGUUUCAGCCAUUUAUGAAGGCGGCUCAGCUGAUAAGCAUGGUGGCGUGGUGGCCGGUGAUGAAAUCAUGGCAGUAAAUGGAAAAAUCCUGACAGAUGUCACUCUGACUGAAGGGCAGAACUCUCUGGCUCGGGCCUGGAACAGUGGAGGGGACUGGAUUGACCUUGUGAUAGCAGUUUCUCCACCAAAGGAAUAUGAAGAUGAAGUCCCUAAAGCAGCAUCAGUCAGUUCUACUGCAAACAGAAAGGUUUUCCAGGGCAGUGCCUCUGUGUACAGGCAGGGCUAUGUGCUACAGAUGAAAACACCUCACACCACACCCUGAUCACCUACACAAUCCUGGGUAACCCCUUUAACCCAGUUUCAUAGUGAGCGUAUGCAUCAUGUACAUGUGACGGUCUCUCAGACAGUCAAGAACACCACGCGUACCGUCCAUGUAAUUUUUUAGCUCUGUAUUUCAUGAUCUGUUAAUAAAGCACAAAUGGUUAAUGAGGCAUUCAGACAGUGACGUGCAUCGUAAGAUGUGUAUGCACACCUAAAAGAUCUGCUCACAUUUAUUCUACAGAAUAAAUGAUGGACCUGAAUGGUUCUGUGUCCCAGCCAGAACCUUUGGCAGUCUUUCUGAAUGAUGUUGUUCAAAGGGACUGUUACAUGUCAUGACUCAUACAGAAACUUUGGUGUCGGUUUGAUCUCAACCCUCAAAGCAGCAUGUUGCUAUUUUCUACUUUCAAAACUAGAAAACAAGAAUUUCAAAAGAAUUUAGAUUUUACAUCUGAAAAUGUAGUUUAGAAUGAAUAGCUACUGGAAAUUAAGAAUAUCAGCUGAAAUGUAAUGUAUGAAGAUUCAUUUCAUUUAGCAACAUGCUUCGCUGCUGAAGUGUUUCUAUCCCUGAAUCCUCUUUGAUGCCUGUGUUUUCAGAAGUCUAUAUUUUAUUCACUGUUCUCUAAACGUGUGACAGAGUGAAAAUAUCCUCCUUGUUUGUAACACGUU